Paramuricea clavata is the source of this 917-nucleotide messenger RNA. The record is from the annotation of a GenBank genome assembly. Lineage: Eukaryota; Metazoa; Cnidaria; Anthozoa; Malacalcyonacea; Plexauridae.
AUGAUCGAAUAUCUAACUAACUGCCGCUUGACUAGCAUUGAAGCAACGAACUCAAACAGUGGAAUAAUCCUAAUGGGAGACUUGAACAAAUUAGACACCUCUCGCAUUAGUCGCCAAUUUAAUCUUAAACAGCUGGUAAAAUUCGCAACCAGAGGCGAAAGAACAUUAGAUGUCAUCCUAACAAAUCUCUCCAAGUUCUACGGAAACCCACAAAAACUCGCACCUUUUGGUCUUUCUGACCAUUGUACAAUAAACGUGCUUCCUAAUACCAAAUCCACAACAGAAAACAUGUUUAAAGUCAUAAAAACACGAAACCUAAGGCAAAGUAACAAAAACGCGGUAGGCAGAACUCUUUCUGCUGUGGAUUGGUCACGUCUAGAUAAUGUUGUCACUUGCAAGGAAAAGGUGUCAAUCUUUAACGAUAUAGUCGUGAACACGAUUAUUUUACAACUACGAUUAAAGGCCAUAAUGCCUAUUACGGCAAAAAAGAUCCAUAUAAAUAACGCACCUUGGAUGACCACUAAGCUCAAGGGCCUUAUUAGAAAACGGCAAAAGGCAUUAAACAAUGGAAAUCAAACCGUUUUUAAAUAUUACCGUAAUAAGGUAAACUUGGAACGGAAAAAAUGUAGACAAACGUACUUCCACGAGAAAAUCAAAAGCCUUAAAUACACUAAGCCUAAAGAUUGGUGGCGAGCAGUCAAGAAUAUUAGUGGAAUGGACCCAACUUUAAAGCCUGAUAUUUUAUCAUGCUUACAGAUCGAGGAAUUUCAACAAUUGGAUAAGUUUGAGAUUGCCAAUCAAAUUAAUGAUUCAUUCCUUGAACCAUUACAACGUUUCCAAGCAUUGAACUCUUCAAAUUAUGUCAAUGCCUCGGAUGUUUCGAAUAUCAGCGACUCAAAUAUGCUGACUGUUUCAGA